Amaranthus tricolor (Joseph's coat) is the source of this 1563-nucleotide messenger RNA. Its product is annotated as RING-H2 finger protein ATL73-like. The transcript has a single exon. The record is from RefSeq and is a predicted model, not a curated record. Gene Ontology annotation, molecular function: transferase activity. The coding region runs from base 494 to 1195 and encodes 233 amino acids. Gene Ontology annotation, biological process: protein ubiquitination. NCBI's taxonomy places the organism in Eukaryota, Viridiplantae, Streptophyta, Magnoliopsida, Caryophyllales, Amaranthaceae.
UAGCUAGGAUAUGUCUAAUAAGACAAUGUUUUAGACGUAGAUAUCUUUGGGUUUACAUUCCAUCACCAGUACAAAUGUUCAACUCUACAAACAAUUGUACUUUUAUUAAAAUAUCAACCACAAUAUAUUUUUUAAGAUUUCUCACCACCUCAAUUCUCAAACUUCAUUUUAACAUAUAAAACAAGGCCUAUGUUUUUUAGUAUAAUAAUUUUAUGUCUUUUAAUUCUAUGGUUUAUUGUAAUAUAUAUAGUGAUAAAGAUUCAACAAGCAACCAUACCCACACCAUAUAUACUCUAAUAAUAACAAAAACAUUCCAUUAAAAUGUUAGAAUCUAGCUAGGACAAUAUAUAUAUCGUCUUCUUCAUCACUACUUAUAUUCUUUAUAUAAAACAACAUGAACCCAUAACCAUUUUUAUAUACCUUAAGCUAUAAUAACAAUCAAAAUUUUCCUCUCAAAAACCCCACUAAUAUUUUUAUCAAACAUUUAAAAAAUAUGUUUGCUAGAAAAAUGUUGUUGCAUUCCCCAUUGCAUGAUCCAACACCAGCACAACCACCACUAGGCCACCAGUUCAACUCCGCUACGACGAAAAUAGACACAUCUGAGUCCUUUGAUUUUAAUAAUAUAAUGACUUAUUGUUUUUCAGGGUUUUUAUGCUUGUUAGUAUUCUCUAUUUGUAUUAGGUGUAUGUUUAAGUGCUUAAUUUGGAUUACUAAUCAAAUAGAUGAGGCUAAUAACCUAAAUAAUAAGGUGGUUGUUAGAAAUGGUGUGGAUAAAAGGGCAUUAAAUUCAAUUCCAAAAGUGAAAUACUCAGAGAAAAUGAAGAAGGAGAUUGAAGGGUUUAUUAUAAGUACAGAAUGUGUAAUAUGUUUGUAUGAAUUCAAAGAAGGAGAAAGAGUGAGGAUUUUGCCAAAGUGUAAUCAUAGUUUUCAUGUUAAGUGUAUUGAUUUGUGGCUUAAGUCUCAUUCUUCUUGCCCUACUUGUAGGCAGUCUUUGGUUGACACUUGUCAGAUACUCAUUGGAUCUCAUUGUGAUGAUCAUACUUUAUCAUCAUCAUCAUCAUUAUCAUUAGUAUCAGCAUCAACAUCAUCAACUUCAGUAUCAGCAUCCGCAUCCGCAUCAGCAUCAGCAUCUUCUAGGGAGUUGAAUGGUGAUAAUAUUGAGCCACUUGAAAGGGAAGAUUUUGUUAGGAUUUAAUCCCUCCGUUUUAAUUAGAAUAUUUACAAUAACUACCAGUAAAUACACUGAAUAUGACGAUAAUAAUGAUAAAGUGCUAUUCAAAAUAUAUGAGUCAAUUCCGUCACACGUGGACAGUACCAAGGGAUUUAUUUUUUGCUCAUGAUGAGAAUCAUUUUCGUGAAUUGGCUACAUUUCCUAUAAAAAAACUCUAUGUAAGAACUUAUUAUUAGGGAUUAGUCUAUGAGCUAAUUAAUUAUGGCUAGGAACCAAGGAUGAAUAUUUGUUUUCAAGUUUCCUAGCUAGCUUUGUUGUCUUACAUACAGAACAUAAUACAUGUUUAUAUUUUUCUAAUUAUUUUAUCAUGUUCAAAUAAUAGAAACAACUAA